Botrytis deweyae is the source of this 1632-nucleotide messenger RNA. RefSeq lists its product as uncharacterized. NCBI's taxonomy places the organism in Eukaryota, Fungi, Ascomycota, Leotiomycetes, Helotiales, Sclerotiniaceae. Gene Ontology annotation, molecular function: transmembrane transporter activity. Gene Ontology annotation, biological process: transmembrane transport. The coding region runs from base 1 to 1632 and encodes 543 amino acids. The record is from RefSeq and is a predicted model, not a curated record. The transcript is spliced from 3 exons.
AUGGCUUUCGGAAUUCUGGAGCCAGUGUCAAGCACAAUCCCAUCUGGAACGAAUCUCCUAGAGAAUUUGCGCAGUGCAUCAGAUCCAGACGGAAUCGAGACGCGACUCAUCCUUGUCCCCAAGCCAUCCGACUCGCCAUUAGAUCCAUUGAAAUGGCCUCGAUAUAAGAAAGAACUCCUCUUCGGGACUAUUGUCUUCGGGGCAUGUGCAGCCGGGUCACUAGGGCCAGUUCUUGUGCCUGGUUUUACUACGGUCGCCAUAUUGCUCGAUGUGCAACUGACUGAUAUGGCUCUUCUGAAUGGGAGUUUGAUCAUGACUCUUGGUGUGAGCGCAUACCUUUGUCCCUGUAUAGCCGAAGUAUACGGAAAGCGAAUGGUGUAUCUUGUAACGACGAUUAUUAUUGUGGCUGGAUGUUGCUGGGCUGGCGCAGCAAGUUCAUACAAUUCCCUAUUGGGGGCGCGCGCAAUACAAGGUCUUGGAAUGGGCGGCUUUUUUGCGAUGGCAGGUACCGCUUCAAUCACGGAUGUAUUCUUUGUGCACGAGCGAGGGAGACGUAUUGGACUUUGGAAUUUCAGCGUCAUGAUUUCAAACAAUCUCACACCGAUUGUGAGUGGAUAUGUCAUCUCCAAUCUGUCCUGGCACUGGAGCUUCUGGCUUCUAGCAAUUCUUUGGGUUGUGAUUCUGGCAGCAACCCUCGUCUGCUUCCCCGAGACGACUUUCUACCGCAAUGUAGCCUUAGAUAACUCCGUUGAAGUCGAUAUCUCCGGUGAUAACUCAACUCCCCCAAAAGACAAAUCAGAACAACCAGCAUCGAUCAUAAGCUCACCAAAUCAUGAGGUCAAAAGCUUAGAUGUUGAGAGGUAUUCUCAAGUAUCCAGUUGGAAAUAUCAUUUUGGGUUUGGCGCUGUAAAGUUUCGCGACCAAAGUCGUGUCUUCAAGCUUUGUGUAGAUCCAAUUAUCCUCUUAGCACACCCAGCAGUCCUUUGGGGAUGUCUAAUGUGGUCGGUGGUUUUUACAUGGAUCAUUCUAAUCGGCACUGUGGUCUCUCAAAUCUUUGGAGCAGAACCAUAUAGCAUGAGCACAACCGCAGUCGGAAACCUUGCAGGAAUCGCACCUUUGAUUGGAUCCACAAUAGGAACACUCACAGCGGGGUGGGCUUGCGACAAGAUAGUCGGAUAUCUGGCACUACGCAAUCGUGGUAUGUAUGAGCCAGAGUUUCGUCUUCUUAUCAUUAUACCGGCAUUUAUUGCCAUGGCUGUUGGUGGAUUUGGUCUUGCAGCUGCCAUUGAUAAAGGCCUCUCGCCAGUCACGUGCGGUGUUUUUAUGGCGAUUUUAAAUUUUGCGGUUGGUGCUGGGUGCACCGGCGUUGUUGCAUACACCAACGAUGUAUGCGGCCAACGAUCCGGUGAAGCCUUUGGUCUUGCUAUGAUUAUUAAAAGCGCCUUUGCUUUCGGUCUCACGUUCGUAUUUAACGAUUAUUAUACUACAGCCGGCCCUCUUGUAUUUUUCUCAACUUUUACGGCGUUGACUUUAGGUAUCAUGCUGACGACAGUCCCAAUGUAUACAUUUGGAAAGAGGAUACGAUCAUGGGCGGAUACAACAACUGCGUUGACUUUCUCUGGACCUAAAUGA